Owenia fusiformis is the source of this 1487-nucleotide messenger RNA. NCBI's taxonomy places the organism in Eukaryota, Metazoa, Annelida, Polychaeta, Sabellida, Oweniidae. The record is from the annotation of a GenBank genome assembly.
UUUUGGUGACAUAAUUAAUCUCAAGGUCAAUUCUAAAUUUUUCAUAACAAGCUGGGGAAAGUUUUGGAAUAGUUAUCAGGGUACACCUCAACGCUACAUGAGUUAUUCGCCGUUUCAGUGAUGUGAUGGUUACAUAAGGGUCUCAUUCCACAAUGUUUCGCGUACCAAACCUAAGCCAAAGUGUCCAAGGAUACUCAAAUGGUGCCGUAUCAGUGCGACCAUCAGCUGGGAGAGCAUACACCCCAUAUUCUUAUGGAACAAACCCACAAGAAGCCUGGGAUAAAAUACAGUACCCUGGAGGGAAAAAACUAUUCUGCCAGUUAGUGACAGUGUUUACUAUAAUCGCAAGUGUUGGACUGACAUUUAUGAUCUUAGGUGCCACCUAUGUUGGACCAGCCCAUGCUUACUAUCGUGAACAUAAUGUUUCUAUCCCACUAGCAUUUGCUCUUCUAGGCUUAGUAUGUGGGUUUCUGAUGCUGGUUGGUAGCUUUGUGUUGGGAAAGCUAAUCAUAUCUCGCAAGUGGAGGAAUGGGGAAGACCCAUAUGCAGUGCGAUAUGUUAGUCCACGAAGACGGCGAAGUAGAUCAGGUAGUGUUGCUAGUCGAAGAAGUCGUCAUAGCAACAACAGUGGUGAUAUGCCUCCAUCGUAUGAAGAGUCUAUGGGACAUGAAAUAUAUUUCAUCAAUAUUGAAGGCAUGGUGAAUGUGCUCACACCCCCAAACUAUAAUGCAACUGACCCUCCUAGUUAUACAGUCAGUGAAGCUACUAUCAACACCCCUUCUAUAGGGGUGUCAACUCCAAGUACAGGUGGUGUUGCCAUAGCAACGGCACAGGGUUCCCCUGCAGUAAUUCCUUCAGCUGUUACCACAAACGCUGGAGUGGAUAAUCCUACAUUCCAAACAGAGGAUUCAGAGACAGCCAAUCAAGAGGUGGUUGUUAGGAGUGACAACAUUGGAACAACCAAUCAGCAACCAAAUACUGCGCCUGUAAUAACUCAGUCUACCUUGUCGCAGUCAGAGGUGUAUAAUGUGCUUAGAAGUGCUGUGCCACCACGUAAUGAAUCACAAUCCAAUGUGGCUCAGUCCAGUGGCUUACAAUCUGAUUUGUCGCAGCCAAAUAUGUCACAAUCAGAUAUGUCGCAGUCUAAUGUGUCAACAGAUCUAUAGUAUUCAUUAUAGAUGCUAGCAUUAAAUGUUAUCAAAGUACUGCACAUACAUGUACUGCACAGUAUUUUCAUAUUUUGUCAAGUUUGGUGUACACGUAUGUUGUUAGUUACAUGUAUUUAGAAUAGGCCACAACUGAAGUCGUUUUAGGAACAUAAUAAAGAUUAUUUAACUUAUAUUCAAUUCUUAGAAAAGAGAGAAAUGGUAAUUAUUUUUAAUAAAUGUUAAUUGUUAUGGGCUUUAUUAAAAAGUAUUGUUAAACAGCAGGUCUGUUAAGAAAAAAGAUUUAUAAGUAGAUGGGAAUAAUCCCUCAUAUAUACACAU